Molecule: messenger RNA, 1332 nt
Organism: Anopheles nili
Lineage: Eukaryota; Metazoa; Arthropoda; Insecta; Diptera; Culicidae
Product: sarcoplasmic reticulum histidine-rich calcium-binding protein-like
Exons: 2
Coding region: 1-1332 (443 amino acids)
Source: RefSeq, a predicted model, not a curated record
AUGGCCAAUCAAAUCGUAUCCCUAACCUGCACCGUUCUGUUGGUGGUGUUGCUGUUGGUGCAAAGGACAGCACGGGCUAAUCCGGUGCCGGCAAAGAUUUUGGGCAAAUACGUGCUGUCGUACCAAUCGCCCGGAUCACACGUGCACCUGAAUCACCAUCAUCAUCAUCAGCACCACACCACGACCAACAGUAACCACGACGAUGAAGACGACGACAACGACGACGACGACGACGACGCGGAAGAACUAAACGACGUCUCGAACGGGCUGGAAAGCGAAGAAAAUGAGUCUCCACGAGCUCAAGCACACCACCAAGCACCGACCGUUCACUUCCGGUAUCGGCCACACUACCAGCAACCUCCGGAACAGUACACCGAUCCGGAGCAGGAACACGACAUGGCGGAGUACGCGGAAGACUCGGCUACGGCAAGUGCCAACCAUCACCAUCAGUACAUGACCACGUACAAGACGGUCACGAGGCACGGAAGUGGAAGCCGAGGGCACACCAACACCUACUCGAACUCCGGAAGUGAGGAGGACGAAACGGAAUCGAGUGCAAGUGAGGAGUCUUCGAACGCCUACGAUGGGUUACGUGCGUAUCAAACGAAGGGAAAAAAGCAUCACGGUGGUACGAUCGCGUCCUCAUAUGCUGGAAGUCAUCAUCCGUUGAAACAUCACCAUAAACGUCCUCAACUCCAGAGUCCUUUGCAGCACCAGCAACAGCAUCAUCAGACGCACACGUCCUACCAUCCACAGUUGAUCCAGGCGUACAAGAUCUUGCACGGAGGACCAAACCGACUGCCGACUUCCCACGAGUACGAGGACGACACUAGUGGCAGUAGCGAAGAGGAGAAUGAGGACGAUUUCCACAGUGGAGCGAUCGGAUAUGGUGGAGGACAGAUCAUUCACACGAAAGGACGUGCAGUUCCGAUCAGCGAACACGUGGAAAUCGAAACACCCGUACCGGUUCCGUACGUGAAAAAGAUCCACGUGCCGAUCCCUCAAGAGGUGAAGGUCAAAAUUCCACACCCGGUGUUGGUUCCCGUACCACGGCCCUACCCAGUGCACAUACCCGUAGCCCAACCGAUCGCCGUACCCGACAUUAAAGAGAUCACGGUACCGAUCGAGAAGAUCGUACCCUAUCCGGUGGAGAAGAAAAUUCCCGUCCCAAUCGAGAAACCGGUGCCGUAUCCGAUCGAAAAGCACGUCCCCGUCUAUCUGCCCCAACCGAUCCCGGUGAAGGUACCGAUCGUGAAGACGAUCAUCCACAGGGUGAAACAGCAGACGGCCAGUGGACCCACGAUACCACCCGGAAGUGGUUCCUUUUGGUAG